UUGAUAAUAAUAAUAAUAGGACGCCGGGGAGGGGAGGCCUGGAGGCGGGCCUCUGAGUCAGGAAAGGCCGAGGCUUCUCCGGGCGCUAGGCCUCGAUGCUGAUGAGGGGAGCGGCGGGUGAGGCGGACUUCCAGGGCAACGGGGCCCGAGGAGGGAAGCUCAGCCUCAGGAGGAAGAGGCCUCUGGUCCUCGAAGGAGAAAGAGAGGGGCAGCCAGCGGGAGAAGGGCCUCUUCGAUCGUGUGCCAGCAUCGCUUCCCAGUUUCAAAGGCAAGGCGAUGGCGAAGGCGCAUGGAUGACGCUGCUCAGGGCUCUGGAGCCACAUCCGGAUCCCUCGAGCUUAGAAGAGAUAGCCAACCUGCCAGUGUUUCUUCCAAAGAGAUCUCAAACUGCAAACCCUGAGGCAGAACCAGAAGCAUUUAACGCCGGAACGAAAGCGUUUCAGUGGUUUCCAUUUCCAGUCUACCAAAGACAAAGCAGAAGAGAAAACGGAAGGGGAAACCCAUCCAGUGAUGAUACUCUUCUACAAGGCGGUUCUUCGUUGAAUGAGUCUGCCUCAACGUUACCUUCGCGAGACCCUUGUUUGGCUAGUUUCAGCGGCCAGGAAAAAACAGAGCAUCCCACUCUGGAAAAGUGUCCUCUGUGUCAGAUGCGCUUUCCUGGAACGUGGUCAGGACUGGAGGUCGAUAGUCAUCUGAGCCAGUGUUUAUCGGAAAGCACAGAUGACGUCGUGUGGUGACCAAGAACAAAGCUCCGCGAGAACCGACAAUGCUGAGAGUUGUGGAAAUUGGCGACAGUAAACCAUGUAGCAACAAAUUUAAAAAUGAAGUUCUUGUGCUAUUUAAAAA
Molecule: messenger RNA, 846 nt
Organism: Sceloporus undulatus (fence lizard)
Lineage: Eukaryota; Metazoa; Chordata; Lepidosauria; Squamata; Phrynosomatidae
Gene: FAAP20
Product: FA core complex associated protein 20
Exons: 4
Coding region: 96-737 (213 amino acids)
Molecular function (GO): ubiquitin binding
Source: RefSeq, a predicted model, not a curated record